AUGCCUCUCCACCCCACCCCUGCCCUGCCUCUCCACCCCCUGGCCCACCCCUGCCCUGCCUCUCCACCCCCCACCCCUGCCCUGCCUCUCCACCCCACCCCUGCCCUGCCUCUCCACCCCCUCCACCCCUGGCCCACCCCGGCCCUGCCUCUCCACCCCACCCCUGCCCUGCCUCUCCACCCCUGGCCCACCCCGGCCCUGCCUCUCCACCCCUGGCCCACCCCGGCCCUGCCUCUCCACCCCACCCCUGCCCUGCCUCUCCACCCCCUGGCCCACCCCGGCCCUGCCUCUCCACCCCCUGGCCCACCCCUGCCCUGCCUCUCCACCCCUGGCCAACCCCGGCCCUGCCUCUCCACCCCUGGCCCCCCUGCCCUGCCUCUCCCACCCCUGGCCCACCCCUGCCCUGCCUCUCAACCCCCUGGCCCACCCCGGCCCUGGCCCCUCUCCACCCCACCCCAGCCCUGCCUCUUCACCCCCUGGCCCACCCCGGCCCUGCCUCUCCACCCCACCCCUGCCCUGCCUCUCCACCCCCUGGCCCACCCCUGCCCUGCCUCUCCACCCCUGGCCCACCCCGGUCCUGCCUCUCCACCCCCUGGCCCACCCCGGCCCUGCCUUUCCACCCCUGGCCCACCCCGGCCCUGCCUCUCCACCCCUGGCCCACCCCGGCCCUGCCUCUUCACCCCUGGCCCACCCCGGCCCUGCCUCUCCACCCCCUGGCCCACCCCUGCCCUGCCUCUCCACCCCUGGCCCACCCCGGCCCUGCCUCUCCACCCCACCCAGCCCUGCCUCUCCACCCCUGGCCCACCCCGGCCCUGCCUCUCCACCCCCCCCGCCCCCUGCCCUGCCUCUCCACCCCCUGGCCCACCCCGGCCCUGCCUCUCCACCCCUGGCCCACCCCUGCCCUGCCUCUCCACCCCCUGGCCCACCCCGGCCCUGCCUCUCCACCCCCCACCCCUGCCCUGCCUCUCCACCCCUGGCCCACCCCGGCCCUGCCUCUCCACCCCCUGGCCCACCCCUGCCCUGCCUCUCCACCCCCUGGCCCACCCCGGCCCUGCCUCCUCCCCCCACCCAUGCCCUGCCUCUCCACCCCUGGCCCACCCCGGCCCUGCCUCUCCACCCCACCCCUGCCCCCUGCCUCUCCACCCCUGGCCCACCCCGGCCCUGCCUCUCCACCCCCCCACCCCUGCCCUGCCUCUCCACCCCUGGCCCACCCCGGCCCUGCCUCUCCACCCCCUGGCCCACCCCUGCCCUGCCUCUCCACCCCUGGCCCACCCCGGCCCUGCCUCUCCACCCCACCCCUGCCCUGCCUCUCCACCCCCUGGCCCACCCCGGCCCUGCCUCUCCACCCCUGGCCCACCCCGGCCCUGCCUCUCCACCCCACCCCUGCCCUGCCUCUCCACCCCACCCCUGCCCUGCCUCUCCACCCCCUGGCCCACCCCGGCCCUGCCUCUCUCCACCCCCUGGCCCACCCCGGCCCUGCCUCUCCACCCCACCCCGGCCCUGCCUCUCCACCCCCUGGCCCACCCCUGCCCUGCCUCUCCACCCCUGGCUCAGUACAUGCCCGUGUACCUUUGA
Messenger RNA from Oncorhynchus nerka (sockeye salmon), 1575 nucleotides. Its product is annotated as basic proline-rich protein-like. The record is from RefSeq and is a predicted model, not a curated record. The transcript has a single exon. The coding region runs from base 1 to 1575 and encodes 524 amino acids. NCBI's taxonomy places the organism in Eukaryota, Metazoa, Chordata, Actinopteri, Salmoniformes, Salmonidae.